Messenger RNA from Dentiscutata erythropus, 723 nucleotides. The record is from the annotation of a GenBank genome assembly. NCBI's taxonomy places the organism in Eukaryota, Fungi, Glomeromycota, Glomeromycetes, Diversisporales, Gigasporaceae.
AUGAUUACUAAGAAAACAAAUAUAGCAAUUCGUAUAGGAAAAUACGUUCCGGAUUAUGUAAAAUGUAAUAAUGAAUGGAAUUCUUUUCGUCGCGAUUAUCCAUCUAUUGCAAAUAUUUAUAACCAAAACAUCGUUAAUAGCGAAGGAUACUUAAUAAUAUCAACUAUUGAUCGUGAAAAACGAGCUACUGCUGUAGCAUUACACGAAAAGGCUUCUGACCUUUAUAAUAAGGGUAAUAAUGAAGCAUCGGAAUUCACUAGAAAAAACGCCUUAAAACUUUUUAUAGAAAGUAACGAUUUUUAUUGGAUAGGAUAUUAUCAUUUCGAAUGCUAUGCCGAUCUCAAAAAGCAUCCACUUGCGCCACGUAUGUUUUUCAUGUUAUCGGCGUAUAUUCAAGAUGAUUCAGGUGGUAUGAUUAGAUAUUUUUCAGAUAUAAAGGAUAGACUUGAAUAUACUAGAGUUCAACCACAACGAAGAUUAUUACAAAAUGAAUCUGUAAUGAUAUUAACUCGAGCAUCUGACAAAGGUGACAUUACAGCUUCGCGUCUUCUAGGAAAAAUAUAUUUUAAAGGAAUAUUUAAUCGUGAAAAAAAUUAUCACCUAGCAGACCAUUAUUUAAGUCACGCAGUAGCAGAAAGAGAUUAUGAAGCAUAUGAGCUUAGCUUAGAAUUAGCAGAAAAAAUGAAAGAAAAUAAAUUGUUUAUUAAACUAACUAUAAUUUAA